UUCUGAAUGUCUGUACUGUGUGUGAUGCCUCUCUUAUGUAAUUGUCAGAAUCCAGACUACCAUGGCUUCUCCCGGGACCCCGUGGUGGAUGAGUGGAACAUGAGAGUGGGCUUCUUCUUCGGCAUCUCAGUGGCUCUUGUUAUUGGAGGAGCAUUCAUCCACUAUUUACCAGACCAUGGCAUGCGGGAGUGGGCCAGGAGGGAGGCGGAGCGUGUGGUCUUGCAGAGAGAGCAGGAGGGUGUUCCUCUGUUAAGCGAGUACUACUUCGACCCAGAAAAGAUUGUUCUCCCCAGCUCUGGAGAGCAGUAGGAUCAAACAUCCUCCUCCUGUAUUUCAUGAUUAAUGUAUUUCACUGAGAGAAUAAAUGAUUCUGUAUGUAACUGUU
This is a messenger RNA of Notothenia coriiceps (black rockcod), 385 nucleotides long. RefSeq names its product NADH:ubiquinone oxidoreductase subunit B11 (gene ndufb11). Gene Ontology annotation, cellular component: respiratory chain complex I. Lineage: Eukaryota; Metazoa; Chordata; Actinopteri; Perciformes; Nototheniidae. The transcript is spliced from 2 exons. The record is from RefSeq and is a predicted model, not a curated record. The coding region runs from base 7 to 309 and encodes 100 amino acids.